CUGUUAUUUUUGUGUAAAGCUGCUAAAACAAACAUGUCUUGUAUAUUUUACUCUAGAUCCUUACUCUCCAGGGUGUGUAUUAACUCCAGAAAUCAUCUACAACAUCAGACAAAGCACAUGCAUUCGGAUGCUGGAGACCCUAGGAUUUAUUCACUUAUUCGACAGGGGAAUACAAUGUUCUUUGAUGAACAGAGGCGGAGUGGGAUUUUAUCACACAAAAUUACAGUGAAUGGAGCACGAAUUCAUUUUGAAACAAGUGGAAAUGGACCACACACUAUUCUAUUGUUACCAGGAGCUCUUGGAUCUACCAGGACAGACUUUUCUAAACAGCUGUCAGACUUCAAUAAGAAGGACUACACCCUGAUAGCAUUUGAUCCUCGGGGGUACGGUAAAAGUAUUCCUCCCCAGAGGACAUGGCCAUUGGAGUUCUUACAGCGGGAUGCUGAUGAUGCUAAUGGGCUAUGUAUGAAACUAGGACUAAAGGCAGUAUCAGUGAUGGGCUGGAGUGAUGGGGGAAUUACAGGGAUGAUUCUGGCUGCACAGAAUAGUGCCCUCGUGAAAAACCUCGUCAUCUGGGGUGCCAAUGCCUAUAUCACAGAGCAGGACAUGCUCAUCUUUAAUGGUAUUCGUGACAUUAAUACCUGGAGUGAAGGCAUGCGAGCUCCGUUCAUGGCUCUGUAUGGAGAGAAAUAUUUUCGUGAGCAAUGGUCCAACUGGGUCGAUGCUUACCAGGCAUAUUUUGACAAGAGAAAUGGAAAUAUUUGUAAAGAUGAUUUAAAAAGAAUAAGAGCAAGGACUCUUAUUAUACAUGGAAUCAAAGACCCUCUUGUACCAUUGGAACAUCCAGAUUACCUUCAUCAUAACAUCAAAGGAUCAAGAUUGUACAUGUUACCAGAGGGGAAACAUAACCUUCACAUUCGUUACCACAGAGAAUUCAACUUCCUGGUGGAUAACUUUCUGAAGCAAUCAAAGACACAAAGCUCACUAUUAAAAAAGCAGGGUUCAGCUUAGAGAUUAUAAAAGGGAAGGAACUCAUCAUCUUCUUGAUUUUGAAUCAUUGCUUCUGUCAGAAUACCGGUUUAUUGCAUCAAUUAUUAAUCAUAAGUUUUUAAAACUAUGGGUGAGAGAGAGAGAGAGGGAGAGAGAGAGAGAGAGAGAGAUUUGUUAUUGCCCAGUUAAAAAGAAACAAAAUGCUUCCAUAGUAAAAUAUAGUUUAUUGGAUUAAAAGACAAGUAUAAGGCAAUUAGUCUUUUGAAAAGGGGAGAUACCCAAUAUAACAUUGGGGGUAUCCUUUCAUCUGUACAUCCAUACUUUGGAGUAGCCAUCUUUCACCAAUGAAUGCAAUUUGAUGAAGCUUUAACCAAAUUUUUAUUAGAUAGUGCCAUUGUGCACCUCUUAUUGUAUGUUCUGAUCGGAAAGAUAUUUGGAGAUUCCCAUUGCAAGAAAUGGACACAUAUGGGAGCAGGUGGUAUCAUUUUGUGAGCUCAGUGCUCACAAUACCUCUUGUUUUUGUAUUUGGAAGUGCAUCUACAAUGUCCAUAAACCGCUGUUGUAAAUAUUUUAAAGGUAGCAAUCAUGUUUGUUAAAGAAGCAAAGUAUCUGUUUAUACAUAUACAUGUAUACUCAUUAAAAAGGGGAGAGGGGUUGAAUAGAGUUGUCAUGUGUUCAUUAUUCAUUGCAUAAAAACAAUCUGCAUUGGAAUACUGUAUAUGUAUGUAGACUAGAUCAGAUGUGGAUAUGUAUUUAUCAAAAACCAUAAAAUAUCUUCCUUUCAUAUUAUCAAGAUAAGCUUAAACAUUAAAUGACCAUUAUUUGCAAUACACAGGUCUUAGAUCACAGAAGUUGUGCUUAUGAAUUGAAUAAAAUGUUUUAGUGAUUUAUAAUUAACUGUAUAAAGGCACAUUUAUUAGGAUUAAGUACAAAACAUGAUCAUUCAUUAUGCUUUUAUUCACAUCCAUUGUUAUUGUGUUUUAUUUUGCCUAAAAAAUUCUUCACUGUACAUCAUAUUUGAGUUUUUUUCAGAAGUUAUAUAAAAGAAAUCUGUUGAAUGAUAUUGCACAUGUGUAUUGAUUUUACGCAAGGGACUAGCAGUUUGUAAAGACUGUAAAUAUGUCGUCUGAUUAGUGCCCGCUGAGAAGUGUAUGUGUGACCCUCUCUCGUUGACAAUGUGUGUGUUUUGCUUCCUAUUUAUACCUUACCAUGAAGAUACUGAACUGAUACAGUGCCAUUGUUAAACCUUACUUUUGUGCAGUUUGCUGUAUUAUAUUGUUUUUGUAAUCCCCCUGCUUUCAGUCAUACCACAAAACAAAAUCUGUUUUAAUACAUGUAUGUACAUUUAUGCAAUUAAAUGGGAGGGUCCAUUUUAAAAGCCCUAUUUAUUAUAAAAUAGAGGUCAUGGCUUUGUUUGAUUAGUUGUAUCUUUGUAUUAUACAAUGUUUAUAAAUACAUUUAUAGUGUAUGAUCACAAA
Molecule: messenger RNA, 2468 nt
Organism: Saccostrea echinata
Lineage: Eukaryota; Metazoa; Mollusca; Bivalvia; Ostreida; Ostreidae
Product: valacyclovir hydrolase-like
Exons: 8
Coding region: 34-1011 (325 amino acids)
Source: RefSeq, a predicted model, not a curated record